ACUAGAAAGAAAGGAACAAGCGGAACCAUCUCACCGGUCACCAAGUCAAUGCCUCUUGUUCCCAAAACAAGGCCCAAAAGUGCUGAAGUAAGUGAACCCACACACCCACACAUCAAAAACUCCUGACCAAACUUAUGUUAUAAUUUUUUUUGGCAGCAGCAAGUUUGUAACAGACAACAACAUCAUGGGUAUUCUUCUUUUGCUUCUAUGCGUCGUUGGCCUUAUGGGCAUCGUUGAGGGCGAGAGAUACAAUGUUGCAUUCGAAUACAAGUUAGCGGCGAACUACGAUUGCAGCAACCAGCAAGGCAACGUUCGAUCGUUCCUCACGGUGCCGGCACUGGAUGAGGGAGCAGGUAUUUGGAAUAACGGUGGCGGCCACUGGGUCGGCGGCAAUGGAAACAUGCGACGGCUGGGAGGAGGACCCGAGGUGUAUGAAUUGGAAGACGAGGCAAAGGCAGCUAAAGACGUGGUUCUGGAAAAGCUCCAAGACACUUCCACGAACGGCAUCUUCGAAGGAUGCCUCGAUCUUGUCGAACCAGACGUUCACGUCAGAAUCCAACAAGUCGGAGGUAAACCUACUAGGCAGCUCACAGGCGAUCAGGAAGAAAGACGGCUGAUUGAUUGCCGCGACGCACAACUCUUGUGCAGUUCCGAUAUGUUGUACUACUGUGACUUCACCUGCAAAUAAGGGGCACACCAACAAUUGAGCAAGGUCGUCACUGGGUAGCUCUCACGACCACUGUACAUUAGAUAGAUGCCUAAAACCUCUAGAGAAUGAUGCCAACU
Molecule: messenger RNA, 786 nt
Organism: Seminavis robusta
Lineage: Eukaryota; Bacillariophyta; Bacillariophyceae; Naviculales; Naviculaceae
Source: the annotation of a GenBank genome assembly